This is a messenger RNA of Meyerozyma guilliermondii ATCC 6260, 1524 nucleotides long. RefSeq lists its product as uncharacterized. The transcript has a single exon. The record is from RefSeq and is a predicted model, not a curated record. Gene Ontology annotation, biological process: nuclear migration; establishment of mitotic spindle orientation; vesicle transport along microtubule. Gene Ontology annotation, molecular function: dynein complex binding; microtubule plus-end binding. Bases 1 to 1524 code for a protein of 507 amino acids. Lineage: Eukaryota; Fungi; Ascomycota; Pichiomycetes; Serinales; Debaryomycetaceae. Gene Ontology annotation, cellular component: cytoplasmic microtubule; kinetochore; nuclear envelope.
AUGUCAAUAUUGAGCCCCCGACAACAGCAGGAGCUAAAUCGGGCCAUAGUUCAGUAUAUUGGAAAGAUCAUAAGUGAUAAUUCCGAAAAUCUUGAACAUGGCGAGAAAAACGGAGUUUUACAACACCAAGAUUUGGUUGAUAAAGUUGCCAACCUUCUUGAUGUUCCUACAUCAUCGGAAGACUUGACAACCAAUUAUCUCGAAAAAAAAUGGUCUACAGUCUUACGACUCCAAAGGAAGAUUAUGGAUUUGACCGAUGAAGUUUCCAACCUCAAAACCAUUAUAGAAGCCAAACAUGCUAAUGGUGGCUCCGAAAUCAGUAAAGACAAGAUCAAUUGGCUCCCAACAUCCGUAUUUAAGACCUUUCCUACCCAAACACACCAAUCAGUCAACACUGUGGCAGUCCAUCCAUACCUACCACUAAUCAUGGCGGGCUGCAGUGACGGCACCUUAUCAGUAUGGAACAUAGCCAACGACGAUCCACUGAUCCCAGAAAAGUCGAUACGAGCUCAUAGUCGUGCGGUCAAUCGAAUACGAUGGCUGAACAGUCCCGUAGAGCUAUCUGUGAAGGCUGGCGCGAGCAACAAGCUGUACAUAUUUGCAUCAUGUUCGUCUGAUCUUUCGAUUAAAAUUUGGGACGGGAAUUCUAACUCUCAAAUCCGAAUACUUACGGGCCACGACCACACCGUUUCUUCAAUUGCAUUUCUGCCCUCGAAACCAUCAAUACUAUACUCUGUUUCGCGGGAUAAAACCACCAAAAUCUGGGAUUCCACCAAUGGCUACUGCACAAGAACCUUUAUUGGCCAUAGUGACUGGGUGAGAGACUUGGAUGUUAUUGCGGCCAAGCAGAAGUCGCUCGGCGACUUUAUACUAACGUGCUCGAACGACCAAUCUGUAAGGUUAUCACACGCCGACUCAGGUACUGGCUUAUGUCUUUUGGUUGGACACUCGCAUGUUAUUGAGCUGGUGAGAUUUUUACCUAUGCAUUCCAAUGCUCAUAUCGACAAAUAUUUGAAGGAAAACUCCGACAGAUUUCCUUCUAUGCCGCCUGAACUCGUUUCUGCGCCCAUAUAUGACGAUGUUUUAGGUUACAAAUACUGUGUUUCCGCUGGAAGGGACAACAUUGUUAAACUCUGGCUCAUGCCUCCGGCAGUCGUGAGACCUAACGCCCACCCACUACCUGCUGCAACCAAUAACUCACAAGGCUGGCAUAUAGCCGACUUGACAGGCCAUCAGUCGUGGGUGAAGACACUACAAGUGCACCCUAAUGGGCGGUUUAUAUUCAGCGCAGGCGACGAUAAAUCUAUAAGAGUUUGGGAUCUUUCGACACUCGCCACUGGUGGCCGAGUAACCGAAGUAAAGAAGCUCAUGAAACACGAAGGCUUCGUCAACGAUAUCAACGCGGCUCCAUUGAGUGAGCCAAAGGAUACGACGAAUGAAGACAUCUUGCAAGAUAUAGAGAGUCGUAUGAGAUGUGUAUUUGUGAGUGGAGGUACAGAUAACACCGUUCGUCUUUGGAGUUAA